GCCGUUGGUCUAGUGAACUGGUGGUGAUGUGGAUGAAGUAACUGUCUAGUUCUUCAGCAUUGGAUGGGGAAUGGCGAGAUAAUACUCGAUAAUUUCAGUAGACAUUUUAACAUUGUAAGUGAGUGUAUAGCUUCUUAAAAGCAUGUUAUAUUUCUUUAUUUUGACUUUGCGGGGAGAAAACAGCAAGCUAGCGUCAGGCUAGGAAGGCUAGCUAACGUUAGCUAGCAGCGCUCGGCGUAGUUUACGCUCAGCUGCCGACACUUUUCAUUUUUAUAAAAAGCAAGUUUCUGGGGUUCAUACAACGAUGCAGUGCUCGGAUAAGUGGCUGGCCGUCAUCUGAAAGUUAGCGCUUGGCCAAAUAACUUUAAACUCAAAAAGGUUCGCAGUCGACUUGAAACGAUGAGCUAAUUUGAUGCUUGGAUUCAAACCUGCGCGAUCAAACAACUACAGAGGAGAUGAGUCAACUUUGGCGGCGAGACAUACCCCUGUCAGAGAGGUUGGGAAAUGACUCUCCAGUCGGCCUCGCCCCAGGGUCCCCAGCCACUGUGGCCCCGCGUCGAUCCAACUCCUCCUUGGUAACAGAAACCCCAGUGGUCACACCAGAAGAGCCAAUUUUUCUCAUGACCUCCACUGCCCAAACUAUAUCGGGUUUUUUUGUUUGGACAGCUCUAUUAAUCACAUGUCACCAGAUCUACAUGCACCUACGUUACUACAGCUCUCCGAAUGAACAGAGGCACAUAGUUAGGAUCCUCUUCAUAGUCCCCAUCUAUGCCUUCGACUCUUGGCUCAGUCUUCUUUUCUUCACCAAUGAGGAGUACUAUGUGUACUUUGAUACAGUCCGAGACUGCUACGAAGCCUUUGUCAUCUACAACUUCCUGAGUCUAUGUUAUGAGUAUCUGGGAGGAGAGAGUGCCAUCAUGGCUGAGAUCAGAGGGAAACCUAUUGAGUCAAGCUGUAUGUAUGGGACCUGUUGUCUGUGGGGGAAGACCUACUCCAUUGGAUUCCUCAGGUUUUGCAAACAGUCAACUCUCCAGUUCUGUGUAGUGAAACCUCUGAUGGCAGUGAUCACUGUCAUUCUUCAGGCCUUUGGGAAAUACAGAGAUGGAGACUUCAAUGUGGCUAGUGGCUACUUGUACGUGACCAUUAUCUACAACUUCUCCGUCAGUCUGUCGCUCUACGCUCUCUUCCUCUUCUACUUUGCCACACGUGAACUACUUGUCCCAUACAGCCCCGUGCUCAAGUUCUUCAUGGUCAAGUCAGUCAUCUUUCUCUCCUUCUGGCAGGGAAUGCUGCUGGCCAUCCUGGAGAAGUGCGGAGCCAUCCCUCAAAUCAGCUCUGCUGACUUCUCAGUCGGCGAGGGAACAGUUGCUGCUGGUUACCAAAACUUCAUCAUCUGCAUUGAGAUGUUCUUUGCUGCUGUUGCUUUGCGCCAUGCCUUUACUUACAAAGUCUACAUGGAUAAAAGACUGGACUCAUAUGGCUCAUUUCCUAUCUAUGGACAGUACGGUCGCUGUGCCCCAAUGAAGAGCAUCUCCAGCAGCCUGAAGGAGACCAUGAAUCCAGGGGACAUGGUCCAGGAUGCCAUCCAUAACUUCUCCCCAGCUUAUCAGCAGUAUACCCAGCAGUCCACACUGGAGCGAAGUGGGGGGCCACCCCUCUCCCGCAGUCACAGUAAUCUCAGCACCCGCGGGGACAACGAAAAGACCCUGCUGCUCAGCUCAGACGACGAGUUCUGAGACUCAAACACACGCUCAUAUGGUCACUUUUCUCCCAUAGCCCAUACUGAAUUUCUAGCAGUUAUGUGAGACAAAUCAGAUCUUUUGUUUCAGCCUGAACAUGGAAGAUGAGAUUCUGUUUUUGGAGGGUUUUUUUUUCACAUUUAGACAGCAAUAAAAGAUAAGAUUCAUGUGAGACUUCGUGAGAAAUCGUGGUUAGCAGAAUUCAGGAAUAAGAAAGGGGGGUUUUACAAGAAAAAGGGGAAGUAAGGGGAGAAAGAGGGGAAAGAGCAUGGAGCAUGGAUAGGACGUUACAAAUAAAGUGAGGGAGUAGAAAGGUUGGGAACAUUUGCGUCAAUGUCAUAGAGGUCAUUACUGACAGAAAUAGAAUAUCUACAUUCAUCUGUUGAAUAUUGAUCAGUACAAAUAACCAUGCCUGCAUAUAGCAACCUAAUGCUGCACUUUUGACAACAAUCAGAUAUAAAGUGACAACAAUUUGUUUGACAACAAUCAGAUAUAAAGUGUAUGCAAGGGAAAAUAUGUGCCAUCUUCAUGUGAAACACAUGGCCUCCUUCUUUCUUUAGUUUUUACAUUGAUUCUUAAUACAUACUCCUCCUCAACCCUCUACAAACUCUGCCUCUUACUGAAACCUUGCCAAAUAGAAGGAGUAGUACCCUGUGCUUCAGUUAAUGAGGCAACCCGUUUUAAGAUUUAGAAUUGAUUUAUAGCCAAGAAAACUAAGGAGCCUUCUAAUUGCAGGGCUUAAUUUUAAUAUAUAAGAAUUUGAUCGCUUAUUUUUAUUUUAUUUUUUUAUUUAAAUGUUGUAUGACCUUGAAGGCAUAAGUCAUUUAAAGACUAUUAUGUUUGGAAAAUUGUUAUUCCAGAAAUGUUAUAAAUAUUCAGUGUAUGUUUUCAUUUUUGUGAAUCAAAAGUGUAAUAGUAUGACUGCGGCUGUGCGCCCAACUUGGGCCCCUCGCACAAUAUUACUGUUUGUGGAGCACCGCAAGAACAUCUGUAGGAGAGAUUUUAGUGUGGGCAGAGGGACUGACGGAAGGACAACACCUACACAGAUAACAGAUUACUGAAGAAGCAGCACCUCCCUACAGAGACGGCCCAGCUGUGCUGUGGAUUGUAUUCCCUUAAUUAAGGGCAUUACAGGCAGCACAGAUCAGGCCUGCCUCUGCUGAUACUGUUUAUAAAGGCAUCACUGCUAUAGUAGUAGUAGUGAGUGAGUCAGGACAUUGGUCACUACAGACAGAUAAGGACAGUUCAAACAAGGCUUUAAAUCUGAUUGUACUCACAUCCUGAAUAGGAAUGUAUGUGCAUUAAAAGUUGGUGUGCAAGAUGACAGAAUGUUGAGGUACAGUUAGGAAAAAAAUGUGUUAAAGGCACACACUAUAGCAGAAAAAACUGAUGCACGCUAGAAGAAUAGGGAGUGGUAAAAAAGCCUCAAUUGAGUCAAAACCUUUGGGCCUGCCUGCUAUCCUGUUGUUCCUCUUGUUCCUAUUAUCUUUUUUCCAAAAGAUAAUAGGAACUGUAUUUGAGUUGAUGUUCAUACUGUUAUCAGCUGAUGUUUAAUAUGCGUUUUAGCAGCGGCCAGCGUAGAAGUUGCUUGUGGUCGUGAUCAUAAAUAUUUGAUGGCAGAGCCAAGCGGUGUAAAAGCUGAGUAGGCCCAAGGCCCAAUGCUGCCAGUAAAAUGUACGUUUGGCGUUUUUUUUGUUUUAUGUUGAGAGCAGAAUCCAAACAGGUCUUACAGAUUGACUCAAGUCUAUUGACUGCAGAUAAACAUACACUACAUUAUUUGUGAGUAAUGAAUGUAUUCUGGAGGAAAAAAAACAGCCAAAUGGAUGUGCAUCCUCAACAGUGCACAAUCAACUUUGUAAUGAGAAAAUCGUGUUCCAUUAGAGUGAAAGUGUUUGUGAAUUAUGGAAUCCAUCACCAGUGGAAUCAAAAGUUGGACUGGCUGUGACACUAACCCAUAUCCCUUCCUACCACCUCCUACACUCAAUAAUUAAAACAUCACUUUUGUAUCACAUUUUUCCACUAAGCCUGCAGUGCUUCAGUUACAGGCAAAGGUUGAGUGAAUUUAUUCUAUUCAUUUUUACAUUAAUUUAGUGGUAUUGAAAAAGGGAAAUCACUGCCUUAUACUUUGCCCCUAGGUAACAGCACAUCAAACUCAAGCAUCUUGAUUCAAAACACUAUCAAAUGAUAGUUUUGAUACUAUGUGAUUUAAAAGCUGGAUUUUAAUCAUAAAACUGAAUAUAUUAAACCAGUAAAUACUAUACCAGAAAGGAAAGAAUGUUGUAAAUAGAGUUAAACUAAGCACUGUGAAACAUUCAUGAUAAUGACUGUAAUGGCAUUGCUUGGUAUAGUGCUUUGUUUUAACAUUUUUGUGUAUUAAUAUUUUAAUUUUCAUAUAUUCUCCUGUUUUAUUUCUGUUGUAUACUUUUUAAUUUGUAUAUUGGUAAUAUCUCAUGUUUUGAUGCUAUAUUGGUUUCUGUUGGUGUUGAAAAAGAAAUAAAAGACAAACGUAAACA
Messenger RNA from Xiphias gladius (swordfish), 4252 nucleotides. RefSeq names its product transmembrane protein 184B-like. The coding region runs from base 456 to 1736 and encodes 426 amino acids. Gene Ontology annotation, biological process: transport. Lineage: Eukaryota; Metazoa; Chordata; Actinopteri; Istiophoriformes; Xiphiidae. The transcript has 10 exons. The record is from RefSeq and is a predicted model, not a curated record. Gene Ontology annotation, molecular function: transporter activity.